AUGCCCAUUCACACCUCUACGACAGAGAUCUCUAGGGCAAUCGAUAGGUCGUUUGAUGCAGGCUUACAACCACCGGCCGAUGACACUGCGGAAGAAAAGUUCUUCCUGUGUAACCCAAGGCCAGAAUACCUUGACGACCUUAUAAAGGAGGCCGAUGACUUUAUCCAGGCCCAACUCUCGAUGGAAAGAUCUCGAAUUGUUUUGGUAACAUCAGGUGGAACCACAGUGCCCUUGGAGAAUAACACAGUUCGGUUUAUCGACAACUUUUCUGCCGGCACUAGAGGUGCAUCCAGUGCCGAACAGUUUUUAUAUGAGGGCUACUCCGUUAUCUUUCUGCAUAGAGAGUUUUCCCUGACGCCGUUCAAUAGGAGCUUCACCCACAACAGUGACACAUGCUUCCUGGAUUAUUUCGACCAACAUGGUGGCCUAGCUCCGAAAUACAAGGAAAAGUUGUUGGCAAAUAAGUUGCUCUUUGACAAAUACCUUCACGAGGAGAAAAGACUUCUUUUAUUGCCGUUCACCACAGUGAACCAGUACUUAUGGUCCCUGAAAUCGAUCGCCCAACUUUUGAACAGCAGUGGCAGUUUGUUUUAUCUGGCAGCUGCUGUCAGUGAUUUUUUCGUGCCGCACUCCAAGCUUCCUGAGCACAAAAUCCAGUCCAGCGAGUUUCACGAGCCUGGUUCAAAUUCCAAUUCAAGUCAUCAUACGCCGGUAGAUGGGAAACUAAUCGUUGAUCUAGAUCCAGUCCCCAAAUUUUUGAAGAGAUUGGUGACGUCGUGGGCUGCCCAAGCAAUGAUUGUGUCCUUCAAACUGGAGACAGAUGAGAGUAUUCUAAUCAAAAAAGCCACACAUGCGUUGGACCGCUACAACCACCAGUUGGUCAUCGGCAAUUUACUACAAACAAGAAAUAGGGAGGUGGUUUUUGUUUCCGAGCAAAACCGCAAAGGCUCAUGGAUACGGAGCAACUCCGGAGAACAGAUCAUCGAGGCGAUGAUUGUUCCAGAAGUCAUCAAACAUCACAAUAUAUGGAUAAGCCAGCAGGCAGAGCAAUCGUGA
Messenger RNA from Lachancea dasiensis, 1056 nucleotides. NCBI's taxonomy places the organism in Eukaryota, Fungi, Ascomycota, Saccharomycetes, Saccharomycetales, Saccharomycetaceae. The record is from the annotation of a GenBank genome assembly.